Molecule: messenger RNA, 8414 nt
Organism: Caenorhabditis angaria
Lineage: Eukaryota; Metazoa; Nematoda; Chromadorea; Rhabditida; Rhabditidae
Source: the annotation of a GenBank genome assembly
AUGAUGGAAUUUGACGUUUACGAUGAGAUUCUAAUUGCUAUAUUCUUUGUUAUUAUCUCAACAGUUGUUUAUUAUUUGUUUCGAAAGCUUUUGGCAGCCAGAAAACGUAAAAAUAUCAAUGAUACUCAAACAAAAAGUAAGUCAGGAAAUUGCAGUUCCUCCGGAAAUAUAUUUAAUUUUUUAAUAUUCUUUUUUUGUCUAGGCGGACAUUAUUGGUCACCGAUUGAUUCAGCAGAUCAGGUUUAUUAUUGCUCAUGUUGUAAAGAACAUAUUGUAACGGGUUAUGAAUGUGAUAAUUGUUUAUUAAAAGUUGAUAACGUGAGUUGAUCUUUAAUAUAUUCAAAAAAUAAUCAUGGGAAAAAUGAGAGAGAAAACAAUAUAUAACACUUUCCAUAGAUAGUAGACAAAAUCAAAAGUGACACUUUUUUUGCAUGUUAUCAAAAAAGAGAUAGAAUGAUAGUUGAUUUCAACAUUGUGGGAGGUCUCUUCCGAAACAAAAAACAAAGAUUUUUAUGAUUUCUGUUGUUUGUAGACACCGGAACGUUGAGGUUUCUUUGAUUUGUGUUUUUUAUUUCAGUUGAAGAAAAAAUUUAAAAAAAAAUCAGUUUUUUUUAAAUUUUUACUCUGAUAUUAGAAAUCGAGAAAUAUUUUACGUCUCAAAAAUCGCGGAAAACUUGAAAAAAAUUUCAGAAUUUCAAAAAGUAUUUCACCUUUAGGUCUGUGAUGAAAAAAACACACAUAUUUUAGAAUCUUUGUUCUUCCUAGACACCUGAAAUGCGAGAGUUUUAUAGUUUUGGUUCGGGUUUAUUUUUAGUCAAAAGUCACCGGAACCAAAUACAAUUUUUCAAUUUUAAUUCUGCACUCAUCAGACAAAUAAUGUUUUUUUUAGUUCAGAAAAAAAGACAUUAGAAAAAUUGCUAAUUUCAAAUUAGGAAACAUUUGCUACUUGAAAUUUUCAGAAAAUUUAAAGCUUGUUUUAAGAGUUUCGAAAUAUGGUCUGAUUAUCAGUUCCUCAGAAAAAAAACCAACAUUUCUAUAUUUUUUCGUUGUGAUCUAGGAUCUGAAGUUUUCACAACUCCAAUUUGAAUGGUUUCAAAUUCCAGUAAUUAAAAUAAUUAGUAAAUUGUUUAAUGCUUCUUCUAAACAUCAGUUUUGACUAUGUAAAAAUUUUAGAAAGAAACAUGUUUUGAUAAUUUCAGCGAAUGUUUCUCUAAACAAAUGAAACCUUUCUAGUCAAAAACAAGUUUGUCCCGGUUACUUUGAACUUAGAAAUCAAAAAUACACGAGUCCCAGUUUUUUGUCUGAUAAGUGUUGAAAAAUACUGAACAUCUACGAACUUUGGAAUUCUAUAACUUUUUCAAAACACAAAAAUCUAGAAGAAACACAAUUUCACAACCAUCUGAAUCAUUCAUUCUCUUGGUGGUUUUGUUUCGAAAUUUGGAAGCACGCAUUUCCAGAAAUGUCAAAUUUAAUCUUUUGUUUCUAACUAAAUAAACAGCAAACUAUUUUUAUCACACCUCACGUGCUUUUAUUUUUUGAUUAUUAACCUCGUAAAAUAUUUUUUCGGAAAACACAUUCCGAAAUAAUAUUUUUUCUGAUAAAGUUUUUUGAUUCAACAAUUUUUGAAAUCACGUGUUUAUUGAAACUUUUGAAUGAAAACAAAGAAUUCUAAAGCGAAACAAUUUUCGAACAAUGAAAAAACAGAGGCAUUCAAAAAUUUUCAAAUUCAAUUUCACAUUACAUUAUUCUAAAAACCAAAACGUUCAGUUUUUUCAAGAUCUAAAAGAAAUAGAAAAAAAGAGCCCAUAAAAGCCAAAAACGUAAAUGACCUCAAAUGAUACGAUUCGAACCCAUUCCAAACAUCUGGUCAGACGUUUUCAGUAUUUUUUCUCUGCAAAAAGAGCUUAAGCUACAGUAGUAGUUCUCUAUGGUUUUUGGCCAUUAAAUCUGAAACCACUACGUUUUUUUCCUGCUGCUGAAAAUCUGAAAUGUCACACUAGUUUGGCUAAUCAGGAAGGAAACGAUGUAUGCAAAAAAAGAACAUGUUAGAAGAAAAUGCAUUUUGUUAGGAAUCGUUCAUGUUUCUCUUUCGUUCAAAAAUAUAUAUAAUAUUCUUUUUCCAAGUCCAAACUUUUUGAUUUUUUUUGGUUGUGAUUAAUUAUGUGAAUCUGAACUGAUAUCAAUCAAAAAGCAGAUGUUGUUUUGUUUUUCUUUUUCUCUCUUUAUCUACUUGAUAAGUGGAAAAAUUUCAGAUAAAUUGCCUUCGCUCAAUAUCAACAAAACUUGUAUGUAAAAUAAUCACAAAUAAUCGACAAGAAGAUUUUGAUCAUCACUGGGUUAGUUCAUUUUAUUUAUUUUUUUAUUUUUGAAAAUUAAAAGGAUUUGUUCAAGUAAGCCCGAGAAGCCGGGCCAGGUUGAACUUUAAAAAAUUAUUUUUUGGUUUCAAUUCAGAAUUAAAAAAAAAUACCUAGUCCAAAUUCUUUUUGUUUGCUUAUUCCUAUAAAAAAGUGAACACCCUGGUUCGGUCCUGGCCUGAUUCCUCUGGUUUGAUGAAAAAUUUUCCAAAACAUCUCUUUUUUUCUAGAUCCCUGGAAACAUCGGUCCAGACCUAUUUUGUGAAGUUUGUGAAGAGUUAUGUGGAGGAGGAGUUGGUCUACAAGAUUUUCGUUGUUCUUGGUAAGUUUUUUUUUUAAAUUUCUCCUUAUUCUCUCAAAACGUGCCGAAAAAGGUGUCAAAAAUCUCUGUGCCCCCAUAAUAAAAACCAAUAAAGAUAACCGAUUUGUCAUAAAAUCGGUAACCUUUUUCAUCAUUUUUUCAUUCGUUUUUUCCCUUUUCAACAUUGGUAAAUUCCUUGCAAGGUUAUCAAGUUUUUGUUAUUUUUUGAAUGCGAGAAAAAUAUUUUUUUCGAUGAUGUAUGUUAUACAAUUCUAGGUACAAUAUGAGAUGAAAAUGUGAUAUAUUUGUAGUUUUCAUUUCAAUUUCGAAGAAUUGUUUUCAUAAAAAAAUAAAUUAUUAGGCAAAUUCAGCUGUCCUGAGUUCGAAAAGCCUUUUUUGGUCAUCUAAACUUUCACGGUAUUUCAUGAAUCAAUAAAUAGUUCUCACAUUGCACUACCGUAGUUUUCGUGAAUUCUAACUUAUGAUCAAAAUUGUGAUCUUGAAUCCCCAGCAUUUUCCAACAAUCCUCAUUUCUCUGCAACUCCCUCUCUGAGUUUUUUCGAUUUUUCCGAACACAAAGAAUCAUCGAUUUCUUUAUCGUUCAAAACAUCAAUUUGCAGAUAUCUGGAUGUUUGUCCUUGACAAAAAUUACAGAUUUUCCUCAUUCUUAAAUUCUUCCUCUUCCUUCCCAUUUUCCGUUUUAUUUUAUCAAUCAAGCAACGCUUUCCCAGUUUUUUUCCGAAACUGCAAAAUAAAAAAAAUUGAAAAGAAAAACAAACACUUGAUGAUAUUUUCCGGGUUUGUAAAUUUUAUUAAUUUUUUCUCACUGUUAUCAUCAAACAAACACAAUCCUGUUUCAAUUUUAUUUGGUUUGUUUUUUUUUCUGUUCAAACUUUGUUUUAGUUCAGUUCAAUUUCCCCAUCUCUGCUAAUGAAACAUGACAUUUUCCAGAUAUCUGAUAAGUAGCUACAAUAUUUUAUGACGUAUGUAGAGAAAACUCGAAAUUAGCCAACUUGAGAAAUUCUUGUAAUUCUGGAGAUAUGUUGUGCUUCUUUUAAAAUAUCAAAAAACAUGAUUAGGUUUUGAAUUCGUCAUUAAUUUAAAAAGUGUUCGUUUUCCACAUGAAUGGCUUCGAUUUCACAAAAAAAAUUAAAUUUCUGGGAAAAAAAAACUGAUAUCUUUCAUGUGAUGUUUGUUUGUCAGAUUCCAAAGUUUUAUCGAAAAAUUUGUGCUUUCUAAUUAAUAAUACUACAACUUCUCAUUUCCACUCAUUUUUCACCUCAAAAAUAAAAUGAUAAAUUUUCUGUUGAAAAUGAAAAAAAGGUUCAAAUUUUGCCGUGUUUGUUUUGUUAUCAGAUAAGUGGUUUUGAAGGUGUGACCGGCACUUGACGAGUUUCGAUAAUUCGAUUUGAAGCUUCUUGGGGUUAGAAACAUGUGUAGUUUUUUUGUCUGAAAAAAAGGAACCUUAUUAAAUUUUGUUACUGUAACAACCUUUUGUUAUCAGAUGGCAAAAAAGUGUUUUUUUUCGAUAACGGACCAGCGAUAUAGAUCUUCUAAUUCGUUUUUUUUGUAUGUCAGUCAUUUCUAAAUUUUUUUCCCAAUUCGGUCUUCAAUUUUUCCUCAAUCCGGUUUUAUCGUUGGUUGGCUGGCUUUCCUUCGCCUGUACAGUGUUGUAUGUUUGACGACCGACCGACCGACCGAUUUUUUUCCAUUCCCUCUGAUUCUUUUUCCUCACAAAUAUAAUGCUUUUCUUUUUUCUUCUUCUUUUUUUUCUUGCCGAUUUUUUCUUCUUCAAAACGCAGUUCUCUGUAUGUAUCUGCCUGUAUGCGUGCGCGUGUAUUUGUAUGUAUUUGUGUGUGUUUGUGUUUUUUCUCACAAAUAUGUAUGUAGAAAUACUUUUUUGUACAAGUUCUGAAAAAAAUAAUUUCGAUUGUUUUCAAAACCAGAUUUUUUUUUCAUUUUUCAUUUCACAUUUUUCGUUCCAAUUUACUAGAACCAUUUUUCAUUGUAUUCUUUCCCGCGAAAAAUAAUUAUGGGAUUUGAAAAAAGGUAAAAUUUAUAUGUUUUUUUUUCAAUUUCUCAGCGAGAAAGUAUAAUUUUAAUCAAGCGGAAGAUUUUUCGAAAAAAAAAGAAAAAUGAAACUCAUAAAUUUCUCAUUUAAUUUCAGGUGUUGCCGCGUUGUUCAUACCAAGUGUAAAUCAAAAUUUGAAAAAUCUUGCGAUUUUGGACGAUUGAAACGAACAAUCAUUCCACCUUAUUGUGUUGUUACAAGAAAACCAGGAAAUCGAAAUCAAAGAAUGGUCAGUUUCUAUUUUUUUUUCAAAACGUUUUUUUGCAAGUUUUCAUAUCAGUUAUUGAUUCUAACAGCUAAAAAUCUUGGUAGAUCAAAUGAAUUUUUGUGAAUGAGAUGUAGUUUCCAGUAAAAAAAUAGAUGAAUCGAAAAACAGGCCUUCACCGGACUCUUAAAAGUUGAUGGCCGAGGCUCUUCUAGAAUUCACCCAAAAAUGUAUAGUUUGCUCCCACCAAGGACAAAGAAACAUACAUAAAUAACACAAAAAAACUUGGUCUAAGCAAAACGGUAAAUAUGAGCGAGAAAUUAUUUACCAUAGAUUGCUAAAAAAAACUAAUUUUCGAUUGCUUCUCUUUUAAGUUUUCCUCCCACCUUGAUACACUUCAAAAAAACACAAAAAUUCAUUUUUCAUUCAUAUUUUUGUUGGCGGAUUAUCCAAGAUUAUCCAAGCCUCAUUUUAUUCAUUCAUUCAAUUCUAUGAUAAUGAUGAUCUGACGAGACUAAAUAAUAAAUAAAUAAAUAUUCUUUGGUUAAUUUUAUUAAUUUGAUUUUCUAUCCUAUUAUGUGUGGGUAUUUGGUAAGUUCAACAAGAUCAAAAAUAAAUUUGAAAUAUACGAAAACUUUUAAAAUUCCUGAUUUUUUGUGUUCAAACAUCUAUAUAAUCCAGGAAGCCGAAGUUUUUCAUUCAAUCUUAUUUUUUUCUCAUUCAUCCCUGCACAUAAUCCUUUAUCACGUAAACAUUAAUAUUAUUUUCAAAUCAUUUUUUCUCGCGUGUGGUCUGUGAUCACAUUUUUUUGUUUUUAACUGAAAAGGUAGGUACAAAUGAUGUCAGGAUAAUCUAUUUGACAAAUAGUUUGUAUCGUAUUAAAAAAGGCCCACGUGACACAAACAACUUCGCGCUACGAGAAAAAAAAUGGUUUUGGUCUUUUAAACUUCUUAUUUUUUGCCUGUAAUUAUUAUGAGUUCCCGUAUAUCGAAACAGUUCCGCUUCGAAGUUAGUCUAAAUUUAGAAUAAACCAAAUUCCAUUUUUUUCAACAAUAAAAUUUCUAAUCUUUCAGUAUGGUUGAAUUAACAAAAUUCAUUGAGGCGUUAUUUUCUAACUUUUUUUCGGAAAAAAAACCUCUUUUUUUCCUGAUAAUCAAAAAUCAUUACUGUAAUCAUUUUUCUUCUUCUCAAGAUUUGAUUAAAUUUUCAGGCAGUGAUUGAUCAAAUCGAGAAACCCGAAGACGCCACGGAUUGGCGUCCGAUCAUGGUGAUCGUGAAUCCGAAAUCCGGCUCAGGCGCAGGAAAAGAUUUGCUUCGCAACUUCAGAGCACAUCUUCAUCCAGCUCAAGUUGUUGAUGUUCUCAAGUCAAACAUCGCCGCAAGUCUUCGAUGGAUUGAUGAACAUCCAGAUAUUGAUGUCAGAAUUUUGAUCGCUGGGGGUGAUGGAACAAUUUGUUCAGCUCUUGAUCAAAUUGAUAAUUUGAGCCGGCGAAUACCAGUGAGUUUUAGAUUGAUAAGAACCUCAAACUUCACUGAUUUAUUUUUCAGGUUGCUGUACUUCCACUUGGAACUGGUAACGAUCUUUCUCGCCUAUUACGAUGGGGCAAAAAAUGUGGAGGAGAUAUUGAUGUUGACAAGGUAAAAAAGCAAAUAAAUAAAAUCCUGUCCGUUAUUCGUUUCUUCUCGUGGUCAACAUUUUUGAAAGAAAAACCAAGAUCAAAGUUUAAUGACAUCAUUAUGCAAAUUUUCUCAUGGUCAGACAUAACGAGAAAUUAAAAAGGAAAGGAUAGGAUAAAAUAAAAAAAGAAUGGAAUUGUCUGAAUGGGAAUAAAAAAAACCAAAAAAUAAAUAUUUUUCAGUUGAUGGAGGAGAUUCAAGAUGCUGAAGUAACAAUGGUUGAUCGUUGGACAAUCGAUGCUGAAAGUCAGAAAAAGCUUGGAGUUCGUCUUCAAUCCAACAAAAAAUUCUCCAUGACAAAUUAUGUUUCAAUUGGUGUUGAUGCUUGUGUUACACUUGGCAUGCAAAAUACCAGAGAAUCAAUUCCACGGGCAAUGAGUUCACGUCUUCUUAACAAACUCUUGUUUUUCACAUUUGGCACAAAAGACGUAUUCGAACGGGUUUGUAAAGGUUUAAACAAACGGUUGGAUUUAUAUUUGGAUGAUGUAUUGAUUGAAUUACCGGAUAUUGAAGGAUUGAUAUUUUUGAAUAUCCCAUACUGGGGUGCUGGUGUAAAGGUAAAUUUCUAGACAUGUUUAAUGUUUGAUGUUUGAUGUUUUGUAGCCUUGGUCAAAUUACAACGAAACCCAUCGACAGGAUUGUGAUGAUGAGAUGAUUGAAGUGUUCGCCGUUACAUCAUCUUUCCAUAUCGCACAAAUGCAGGUAAGGAUAAUUAGACCUAGGAAACUAGAUAUAUAUUUAUUAGGUUGGAAAAAUUAGAAAACUAAUUGUGUAGUUUUGUAGUCAAGGAAAUAUGGGCUACAUAAAUUUUAGAAAAAAUUGACCUUUUUGAAAAAAAAACAGAUUCUGAAACUAUGAAUAUUUUUGUUGUCUUGAAAUUGAAAAACAAGAUUUCUUAUGGCAAUAAAUUUUUUGAUGCUAGAGAACACUCAAAAAACGAGCAGACAAUAAAGUUCUGAAAAAAACUUUUGAAGCACUUAAACUAGGAAAAACUUCCCAAUUUUAGUUUUGAACAAAUUUUCAGAUCUUUGUUUUUAAACCAUCUGAAAACGAUGUGUCAAUCGGAAAUUAGUCAGGAUUUGAUAUUAGUUGUUAACUGAUGAAGGUAAUUUAGUUGAAAUAAAAUGCACUCAACUUGAGAAAUGCUCUAAUACAGGAAAACAUUAACGAUAUUAAAUUCCAUAACUCGGAAAUAUAGAAUAAAGGUUUUUGGUGCCACACCUGAUAAAACAGCAGAACUUGAAUCAAAGUUAAAUGAGCACUACAGUACUUGUUGAGUGUUUCUGGCGCUCGAAAAAUCUUUCUCAGAAUUAUUGAAAAAAAAACCUCAUUUUGCUAAUAUCCGAAUUAGUCAUCAAUUUCCCUUUAAAAACUAGCAAGUUUUCUAUUCUAAACUCCAAAGAAUAAUCAAGCAUUUUAUUCUCCUCCAUAAACUUUGCGACAUUUUCCAAAAAUUCUUGAUUAAAUUAACCACAAAGCUUAAUUAAAUUAUUCAUCAUCCAUUGGAAAAUCAAUAAAUUCCCGUUUUUUAGGUCGGUCUUGCCAAACCAAUUUGCAUCGGACAAGCAAAAAAUGCUAAACUUGUUUUGAGAGGAAAUAACCCGUUCCCAAUGCAAUCGUAAGUUUGUUGUUUUUCAUUUUGUUUCACUUAUAUUGUUGUCUUUGAAAACAACAAGAAAUAAUUUCAGCGAUGGUGAAGCUUGGGUUCAAACAGCUGGUACAAUUUUAAUAACACAUAAAUGUAAAACUGCCAUGCUCCGAAAAUCGGAUAAUAAAACCAAUGGUGGAUGUGGAAUGUUUUUCUAA